UCGGUUAUUUUCGUCAAAGCUUCAUACAAGUGUCAAAAUUUGAAAGAAAUUUAUAAAUAGGGAAUAAAAGUUUUUAUAUAAAACUUCAUAGUGAAUUGUUUAGAUCUUGUAUGAUAAUUGUGAUCCAGAAAAAUUGCAAUUUUUUUUAAAUUCUAUAAAUUUACUCUUCUGGUAUUUUUAUAACCUCACAAAAAAUGAGUGUAGCUGAAGAAUCUACAAUGGAUGUAGAUAUUUCUACAUCCACAACAGUAGCUAAUACGGCUGAAAUUACAGCGAAAAGUGUGAUGGCAUCUUCGAGUUUAGUUGGAUCUGUUACUAUAUCCUUACAUCCUUUAGUUGUUAUGAAUAUAUCGGAACAUUGGACACGACUUCGGGCUCAAGAAGGAUCUAUUCAACGAGUUAUUGGAGCGCUUAUUGGAAAACAAAAAGGUAGAAAUAUUGAAGUUAUGAAUUCAUUUGAAUUGCUGUUCAGUGUAAUCGCCGGAGAUGUUAUUAUUGACCGAGAUUAUUACAAUAUUAAGGAGGAACAAUUUAAACAAGUCUUCAGUGAUAUGGAUUUUCUUGGAUGGUACACAACUGGAGAUGCCCCCGAUGAUGGAGAUAUUAAAAUUCAUAAACAAAUAUGCGAAAUAAACGAAUGUCCUGUUCUAAUGAAAUUGAAUCCUUUAUCGCGUAACGAAGGACAAUUACCAAUUACAUUUUACGAAUCUGUUAUCGAUUUAAUCGGUGGUGAAGCCACAAUGUUAUUUGUCUCAUUAACAUAUACACUCGCAACGGAAGAAGCAGAACGUAUUGGUGUAGAUCAUGUAGCACGAAUGUCAUCAAAUGAAGCUGGUGAAAGCUCAUUAGUUGCUGAGCAUUUAACCGCACAACAUAGUGCUAUAAAAAUGUUACAUUCACGUGUUAAACUGGUUUUAGCUUAUAUGCAUGCUGUACAAUCUGGUAAUUUAAAAUUAAAUCAUGAAAUAUUACGUGAAGCGUAUUCACUUAGUCAUCGAUUACCUGUUAUACAAAGUUUAGCUUUUCGACAAGAUUUUUAUAAUCAAUGCAACGAUGUGGGUUUAAUGACGUAUUUGGGUACAAUUACUAAAGGUUGCAACGAUAUUAAUCAAUUUGUGAAUAAAUUUAAUGUAUUAUACGAUAGACAAGGGAUGGGACGUAGAAUGCGUGGUUUAUUCUUUUAGUGCUUUAGUUUUCUCGUUAGCUAACGUAAUUUUAAAAUUGUAAUUUAUAUUUAAAAAAAAAGAAGAAGAAAUUUUUGUAUUAA
This is a messenger RNA of Chrysoperla carnea, 1267 nucleotides long. RefSeq names its product COP9 signalosome complex subunit 6 (gene CSN6). Lineage: Eukaryota; Metazoa; Arthropoda; Insecta; Neuroptera; Chrysopidae. Gene Ontology annotation, molecular function: metallopeptidase activity; protein binding. The record is from RefSeq and is a predicted model, not a curated record. Bases 195 to 1184 code for a protein of 329 amino acids. Gene Ontology annotation, biological process: protein deneddylation. Gene Ontology annotation, cellular component: COP9 signalosome. The transcript is spliced from 5 exons.